Puntigrus tetrazona (Sumatra barb) is the source of this 970-nucleotide messenger RNA. RefSeq lists its product as uncharacterized. Bases 38 to 904 code for a protein of 288 amino acids. The transcript is spliced from 10 exons. The record is from RefSeq and is a predicted model, not a curated record. NCBI's taxonomy places the organism in Eukaryota, Metazoa, Chordata, Actinopteri, Cypriniformes, Cyprinidae.
UCAGCUAAAGUCUCAUUCUGUCUCUUUUCUCUCUGAAAUGGAGAUGUUGUUCUUCACAGUGUUUAUACUCCUUGUGGAGGUUCAGUCUUACAAGUCUCCUACUGUAAGAGUAUCUCCAGAUCUCAUAAGAGAGUCCAGCUCAGUGAAGAUCAGCUGUGAGACGCCAGGAAAAGUUCCAGUGGAUAUGUGUUAUUACUACACAAACAGAGAAGAGAAGAAUAUAAAAAUCAGUUGGAGAUGUGAGCUGGAUCUCACUGGUGCUGAACUGAUCAGAUGGGCAGCUGUAACAUCACAUGGAUUAAUCAAUAUUUCCUGUUACUACACAGUGAAUGAUACAUCAUCAUCAUUACCUCAUUCUCCUCCUGCCACAGUAAAAGUUAUAGAGUCUCCUACUGUAAGAGUAUCUCCAGAUCUCAUAAGAGAGUCCAGCUCAGUGAAGAUCAGCUGUGAGACGCCAAAUGUUACAGUGAAUCAGUGUUAUUUCUACACAAACAGAGAAGAGAAGAAUAUAAAAACCAGUUGGAGAUGUGAGCUGGAUCUCACUGGUGCUGAACUGAUCAGAUGGGCAGAUGUAACAUCACAUGGAUUAAUCAACAUUUACUGUUACUACAUAAGACUGAGAAAUGAUACUUCAUCAUCACCUCAUUCUCCUCAUGCCACAGUGAAAGUUAUGGUUUCACCAUCAACCAUCACUGAACAAACUACAACUACCAUGAUAACCUCCUCCUCCGCUCCGCCUGACUCAACCAGAAAGACUCAAACAUCUGUUCCUCACACUGGUCACACUCACUCUAAAGCCUCUUCCGCUCCGUCUGUCUCAACCAGAGAGACUCAAACAUCUGUUCCUCACACUGGUCACACUCACUCUGAAGACUCACGGCUUCAUUUCUGUCUGCACUCAUAGGAUUCAUCUCUCUGUGCCUCUUUACCAGUUCUGACGUCUCCUACCAGCUGGAAACAACAUCGCUUU